AUGGUUCACCCCAAAGUCAGCAAGGCCCUUGAGGAGGCCAAGAAACUUGUCGCCGAUCUCGAGGCGUACGAGGACAAUCCCAUCAGCCACCAGGCCGUCAUUAAGCAAACCGAGCGCGUCCGCACCGCUCUGCAGGAGCCCAUCGAUUUGGUGACACGCAUGUUCGAGUUCCUCAGUCUGGGAGGCGCAUUCCACACUAUCCUGGGUAUCCGUGCCUACCAUGCCAUGCCCAAGGAUGGCAGUUCUAUCACCGCCGAUGAGCUAGCCCGAAUCACCAAUGUCGACAGCACCGUCAUCCACCGCAUCUACCGCGUUGCUGUUAAUCACGGCCUCUUCACAGAGACGGCCCAGGACACGUAUGCCCACAACGACCUCUCCCGCACACUCGAUCCGAAGGGUCUCGGCUCGUUCUUCAUAAUCACACUGGAGUUUACCCGCGCCUGGAUCCAUCUACCAGAAUACCUCAAGUCGCACAAACCUGAGGAUGUAUUUGACCUGGUCAAGUCUCCCGCCGUGUACUCGGUGGGCAAGGAGCACCUGGGUAAGUCGUACUACGAGCUGCUCGACAUCGACCCGGACCCAGAGCGCCGCGAGGUUUGGAACACCAACAUGUUCAUGGUCGACCAGCUGAUGCCCGUCGUUGGCAUGUUUCCAUUUGCGUCCCUCAAGGAGGAGGUGGAGCAGGAUCCCGACCGUCCAUUCCUCGUUGACAUAGGUGCCGGCCGCGGUCAGUCAUGCUUCGCUAUCCGGAACGAUAUCAACGGCGCUUUUAGCGGCAAGUUUAUCCUGCAAGACCUACCCAGUGUCAUCAACAGCAUGAAACCAGAAGACUAUCCGGGAUUCGAGCUCAUGAGUUACGACGCCUUUACGCCGCAGCCCGUCCAGAACGCUCACAUCUAUUUUAUGCGCCGCUUCCUCCACGACUUCUAUAGCCCGGUCUGCAUCGAGUUUGUUAAAAACACCGCAGCAGCAAUGGGACCGGACUCGCGGCUCCUCAUCUGCGACAUGCUAGUCCCAGACCUGGUCGAGGUUUACGAAAACAUGGACCUCUAUUGGCUUGACUUUGCCCUCCUAUGCAUGACCGGUCAGGAGAAGAAGAAGGCCGACUUUGUAAAAAUAUUUGAUGCCGCCGGCCUGGAACUCGUUAAGAUCUACCCCUCCGCUUAUGGGCGGACAGCGAUGCUCGAGGCUAAGCUAAAGAAGUAG
Ilyonectria robusta is the source of this 1206-nucleotide messenger RNA. RefSeq names its product putative O-methyltransferase. The record is from RefSeq and is a predicted model, not a curated record. Bases 1 to 1206 code for a protein of 401 amino acids. NCBI's taxonomy places the organism in Eukaryota, Fungi, Ascomycota, Sordariomycetes, Hypocreales, Nectriaceae. Gene Ontology annotation, molecular function: O-methyltransferase activity. The transcript is spliced from 2 exons.